Molecule: messenger RNA, 261 nt
Organism: Leptosia nina
Lineage: Eukaryota; Metazoa; Arthropoda; Insecta; Lepidoptera; Pieridae
Source: the annotation of a GenBank genome assembly
AUGUACUUUACGCGCCUUACUCGGCUUGUUAUUCAGAGUAACUACAAAAAUGGUACGAUUGUUCAUAAAAGGCCAGCAACAACAACCCCUAGUGGAGCGAUUCUUCCCGAACCAGAGAAGACUCCUUUCGGGCUGUUGAGUGUGGUGUGCGCUGUCGUACCUGGACUACUGAUUGGCGCAGCUAUUAGUAAGAAUAUAGCGAAUUUCUUAGAGGAGAACGAAUUAUUUGUCCCUUCGGAUGACGAUGACGACGACGACUAG